Molecule: messenger RNA, 1195 nt
Organism: Durotheca rogersii
Lineage: Eukaryota; Fungi; Ascomycota; Sordariomycetes; Xylariales; Xylariaceae
Product: zinc finger protein-domain-containing protein
Exons: 1
Coding region: 49-1128 (359 amino acids)
Source: RefSeq, a predicted model, not a curated record
CAGACACAUACAGACACAUACAGAUACACAGCAUACCGGCAACAAAAAAUGUACACAGCUAUCAACCGACUCGCCGAAUCCCAAGUGCCGCUAAAGAAGAUCGGUCAAGGCUUUUGUGGCACUGUCUGGGGGGAGAACGACCACGACCACGAACAUCUCCACCUUGCGCUGAAGCGAGAAGACGGCUGCCCAUGGCGCUCCAUUGUACACGAGCAUCGGAUACACGAGCAGAUUCUUAAAGCCAUCCAAAAUACUAUUAGUGAUGGCGACUUCGGGAAAUUUCGAGUCAACUUUCCAUUUUGUGAAGGACUCCUUACCAGAGACUCGCCACACUGGUCGCAAAUCCUCCCGCGGCUUCCUCCAGCCUUUGAGCCUUGCAAUGCCCUGGUGAAUGAGAGGAUUCCGUCUAUGCCCCACCGCGUCCGCAUACUAUUAUAUCGCACCUUUCACCCAGAGGUUAUGGGUCACCCAGAGGUUAUGGGACUCCCAGCGGCAGCCACUGUCAUCAACAACCACUGCUUAGUCCGCCCAUAUCUAGGACGUCGCCUGUUCGGGCCACGAAUGAUUCCAAGAGCUCGGCCCAGCCGGUUGGUGGUGUUUGGCAUUCAGAACUUCCUCCUUCAUCUCGACCAAAUUGACCAGCUCGGUCUCCCAGCCAAGGAUUAUGCUGUUGCUAUGGCAGACACCCUCGCGUUCCUCUACUGGACGGCCAGAGUCGACGCAAAUGACGUCGAAUUUGUCCUGGCUCCUACUCGUAGGUCCUCCUCCGAAGCCGCGGCAAUCAGCCCAGGAAUCGGAUCCGUCAUGUUCCAGUCCGAGGCCCUUGGAACCCACGCCAUGUGGGUACUCGACUUUGAUUGUUGUAGGGACAUGGCAAUGGACGAGGCCGGGGUCAAACAGGCGGCUACGGCCUUCUUACGCAACGAUCCGUUCUUUCCUAGACCACCGAGUAGUCGUGAUACGACGGCCUCUGAAGAGCAGCUCUGGGAUACGUUCCAGUCACGCUUCUUAGAAACGAGUCACUCGAUCCUAAAGGAGGAGGGGAAAUCUGUGCAACAGCUACCUGUGUUGUUGAUAGAGGAGAUCGUGAGGACUUGUAGAGAGCGGCAGGGCCCUGGUGCCGUUUAAUAGGUGUGCCGAGUUGAGGGUAUUAGACUAAGUAUCGCAAGAUAAAAAUGCUAAUUUUUUCCACUAA